AUGGAGGCUGUACAGCGUGAACUCAGACCCAACCCCAGGAAUGGAGCGAACAUCUUUUCGCAGAUCUUUCUUAUUUGGACGGCGAAAAUUUUCAAAAUUGGAUACAGAAAAGUAUUGGAUGUUACAGAUCUUUUUCGACCCCUGCACAAAGAUCAAUCUGAUGUUUUGGGGGAUAAAUUAGAAGCAAACUGGUAUGGACAGAAAAAUAGCAAAAAUCCAUCCCUGCUGAAAGCAGUCUUCCAGACGUUUUGGAAAGAUUUAGCCAUUAUGGCGAUAUAUGCCCUGAUAUCGGAUUUCGGAGUUCAUUUAUUUCAACCUCUGGUUUUAGGUGAACUACUGGCAUUCUUCAAAUUGGAUUCUGACAUAGAAGACUCAGAUCCUAAGUUCUAUUGGGGAGCAGCCUUGGUUUGUCUCACUGCUCUAGGCUCCUUGGCUACCAAUCACUACACGAUGAUUGCAUUUCACACAGGAAUGAGGAUACGUGUGGCAGUCUGCAGUCUUAUCUAUAGGAAAGCUCUGAGAUUGUCCCGAACGGCACUGGGCGACACAGCUCCUGGAAAAGUGGUAAACCUGCUGUCCAACGAUGUCAGCCGUUUCGAUAUUGUGUCCGUUUUUGUCAAUUCUAUGUGGUCGGCUCCGUUAUUGACUAUUGUCAUAGCUGUAAUGCUGUACUUAGAGAUUGGAUAUUCGGGGCUGAUUGGAAUGGUUGUGAUUGCCUUUGUUGCUUUUCUGCAAUCGUAUACCGCCAGACUGUCAUCAAGGUUCCGAUUUCAAACUGCUGUACGAACUGAUGAGAGGGUUCGUUUUAUGGAUGAAAUUAUAUCCGGAAUUCAGGUCAUCAAAAUGUACGCUUGGGAGAAACCAUUUGCCAAAAUUAUUUCUUUCGCUCGUAAAAUGGAAUUGAAAAUAGUCCGUAAAAAUACUUACGUUCGGGCUCUCUACAUGACCUUUAACUUGUUCACCACCCGAGCUGCGAUUUUCAUCACUAUCAUGACCCUAGCCCUGGAUGGUGGUGAUAUCUCCGCCAACAAAGUCUUCGUUGUGACCUCAUACUACAAUAUCCUAUCGUCAAUCAUGGCACAAAUGUUUGUUCGUGGAGUAGCUGAAAUGGCUGAAGCCUUUGUUUCCUUUAGGCGUCUUCAAGCCUUCUUAGAUUACGAAGAAAAAGAAGUAAAUAAAAAGGACUUCUUAAAUCAGUUUGGUAUGAAUGCGGGUGAUAAAGUUAAAGCCUACGGAGUCGAUACACUAGAAAAGGGAAUUGCAUUGCAGUUGAGACAUGUAUCCGCCAAGUGGUCGGCUCCCAAUCCAAAUGCGACUAAACAAUAUGACACCAAAAAGAAGACCAAGCAAUCAAAGAAAUUGAAGAAACUGGCGAAGAAAAGAGGUUCUACCCCUAAACAGGAAACUGAUUUUAAAGACAGACCCACAUUGGAUGACGUCAGCAUUGACUUCAAGAAAGGAAAAUUAAUUGGUAUCAUCGGAGGAGUUGGAUCGGGAAAAUCAUCUCUUCUUCAAGUGAUAUUGGAAGAACUACCACUCAACACUGGAGCAGUAAAUUGUCCGGGAAAGAUUUCGUAUGCUUGCCAGGAACCUUGGGUAUUCUCUGCUACAGUUCGUCAAAAUAUCUUAUUUGGUCAAGAGAUGGACAGAGUUCGGUAUGAUUCAGUGGUGAAAGCAUGUGCCCUACUUAAGGAUUUCGAACAGUUCCCAGAUGGGGAUAUGACGAUUAUUGGAGAGAAAGGAGCUUCACUUUCUGGUGGUCAGAAAGCUCGUAUCAAUUUGGCACGUGCAGUCUACAGACAAGCAGACAUUUAUCUCUUAGACGAUCCUCUUAGCGCUGUUGACGCUCACGUUGGUCGACAUCUUUUUGAAGAGGUCAUUGGCCCAACAGGUCGCCUGGGCAGACGACACGUAACACGAAUCCUGGUUACUCAUCAAAUUCAUUUCUUGAAAGAAGCAGAUUGGAUAGUUGUACUGAAUGAUGGCAAAAUUGAAAUGCAAGGAACUCCAGGUGAUCUUUCAAAGAGCGACAGUGACUUUGCUCAAUUGUUAGAGCAAGAUCUAAGCGACGAAGAAGAGGAUGAAGAACAGGACACAGAUGACCAAACAAUUGAUACUAGAAGUCGAAGAUCUUCAACCAAAUCGGUGUCAGCUUCACGAACUUCAUUGUCUGGUAAGGAGAAGGCUGACGAUGAGAAGGAUAAAGAAAAAUUAAAGGAGCAGGCUCAUCAAAUGGAGGGGACAUCCAAGGGGACGGUUAAAGGAUCAGUUACCUGGAACUAUGUCAAAGCCGGCGGAUCAGUUGUGUUGCCUUUUAUCGUUGUGUUGCUGUACUUUUUAACUCAAGCGGCAGCUAGCUUUACCGAUUGGUGGGUUUCAUAUUUCACGGAACAGGAAGAAUUGCGGACGUACUACAAUAACAACAAUGUAUCAAUUGAGAUAACUAGUCCGUUCAUGAAUGACUUCCGCUUCGCUGAGAAUCCAAACACAAUCGUGAACGAUUUCCACAAUACCCUGAAUAUGAGUUUAUUCGCAGCGGAGGAAGAAACUGUGGCAUAUUUGCUAAGCACCGACUUCUUGAUUGCGAUACAUGGCAUAGUUGUCGCAUUGAUAUUCAUCAUUGGUAUCCUGCGCUCAAUUGGGUUCUUCACGAUGGCGGUUAGAGCUUCCCAGAAUAUGCAUGAUGGCAUGUUCAGCAGUCUGAUUAGGGCUCCAAUGAGGUUCUUCGAUACCAAUCCAUCCGGUCGUAUCCUGAAUCGUUUCUCUAAGGACAUGGGAGCUGUUGAUGAACUUCUACCGAAGUCAAUUUUGGAUGCAGCUCAAAUCAUUCUGAAUAUGGUUGGUGCAAUUAUUGUGACAACCAUAGUUCAGCCUAUAUUUUUGGCCCUUGUUUUCGUCCUGGGCAUUAUUUUCUGGUUUAUUCGGAAGGUUUACCUGAGAACGUCAAAGAACCUCAAACGAUUGGAUGGAAUAACAAGAUCACCAGUGUUCACCCAUUUGGCUGCAUCUUUGCACGGAUUAUCGACCAUUCGGGCUUAUGGGGCUCAAGCUGACUUGAUUAAGGAAUUUGACGCUCAUCAGGAUAUUCACACAGCCUCGUAUUACAUGUAUAUUAGUACGUCGACAGCUUUUGGAUUAUCCUUGGAUAUUGUUUGUCUGAUUUUCCUUGCGUGCGUAACAUUUUACUUUUUGAUUGUGGACGAUGGCUCCAUGGGUGGUCAAGUCGGUCUAGCUAUUACCCAAACAAUGUCCAUCACUGGCUUCCUCCAAUGGGGUAUUCGUCAAAGUGCGGAAGUAUCCAACCAGUUCAUGGCAGUAGAACGUGUCCUUGAGUAUCGUGAUUUGGAACAAGAAAAACAAUCAGCGAAAUUAGCUCCAGUUGAAAAGGAUUGGCCUGCAGACGGUAAAAUCGAAUUUCGGCAACUUGUUUAUAGAUAUUAUGAAGGAGCUGAAGCGGUUCUUAAAGGACUCAGUUUUACUAUUCAUCCAAGGGAGAAGAUCGGUAUUGUUGGACGUACAGGAGCUGGUAAAUCAUCAUUAAUUGGUGCUAUAUUCCGAUUGGCCAAGGUAGAAGGAGACAUUCUCAUUGAUGGAGUAAACAUUGCAGCAGUUGCCUUAGAUAAUUUGCGAUCACAUGUUUCCAUUAUUCCACAAGAUCCAGUUCUGUUCUCCGGCACUAUCCGCAGAAAUUUGGAUCCUUUCGAAGAAUACCCUGACUCGGAUCUUUGGCAAGCUCUUGAAACAGUAGAACUCAAGGAUAUUGCCACUGGUCCACUUGGAUUGGAAGGAAUGGUAGCAACUGGUGGAGGUAACUUCAGUGUUGGUCAGAGACAACUGGUUUGUCUGGCACGUGCUAUUUUAAGGAACAAUAGGAUAUUAGUUUUGGAUGAAGCAACAGCCAACGUGGAUCCACACACUGACAGCCUCAUUCAGAAGACCAUCCGGGAACGAUUCGCUGACUGCACCGUUCUAACAAUCGCUCAUCGAUUGCAUACCAUCAUGGAUUCAGAUCGAAUUCUUGUUAUGAAUUUCGGGCUGGUCGAAGAGUUUGAUAUUGCCCAUAUCCUUCUUCAGAAGCCUAAUGGUCUCCUGCGGGACAUGGUCAUGACGACUGGACCGCAAGAGUCUGAACGAUUAAUAGAAAUGGCCAAAGAAAAGUAUGAGUCAAGUUCAAAGAUAAUGUAGUGCAAUUUGAUAUGAAGAUAGGUAUCUUAUUGUAAGUUUUUUAUUUAUCUAUAGAUGUUGAA
Molecule: messenger RNA, 4247 nt
Organism: Hermetia illucens (black soldier fly)
Lineage: Eukaryota; Metazoa; Arthropoda; Insecta; Diptera; Stratiomyidae
Product: multidrug resistance-associated protein 4-like
Exons: 13
Coding region: 1-4185 (1394 amino acids)
Biological process (GO): transmembrane transport
Cellular component (GO): membrane
Molecular function (GO): ATP hydrolysis activity; ATP binding; ABC-type transporter activity
Source: RefSeq, a predicted model, not a curated record